Messenger RNA from Exophiala xenobiotica, 1638 nucleotides. RefSeq lists its product as uncharacterized. Lineage: Eukaryota; Fungi; Ascomycota; Eurotiomycetes; Chaetothyriales; Herpotrichiellaceae. The coding region runs from base 1 to 1638 and encodes 545 amino acids. The transcript has 5 exons. Gene Ontology annotation, cellular component: membrane. Gene Ontology annotation, biological process: transmembrane transport. The record is from RefSeq and is a predicted model, not a curated record. Gene Ontology annotation, molecular function: transmembrane transporter activity.
AUGGACAUGUCUCAUGCCGAGAAGGCGCAGGACGUCAUUGAAACGCAUGAUGCACCUGCGAAUCAAGAUAUUGGCCAUGGAAGUCUGUCUGACAAGUACGACGUCGAUACCGUCCACAAUGACGAGGCUAUGAAGGUGCUGGCCACUUACCACGGAAAUCACACUUGGGAUGAGCAGGAAGAGAAGAAAGUUAGGAACAAAAUUGAUAGGCGCCUGAUGCCAAUUCUCGCCAUAACCUAUGGUCUGCAGUACUAUGACAAGACAAUGAUUUCUCAAGCCGCAAUCUUCGGACUCCGCACAGACCUUGAGCUGACGGGCAAUCGAUACUCCAUGGCUUCUGGUAUCUUCUAUUUGGGCUUCAUCGGCGGAGCAUAUCCGGCUUCUCAAUUGGCUCAGCGAUUUCCGAUCGAGAGAGUCGCUGGCGGCCUGGUCUUGCUCUGGGGCAUCUGCUUCACCUUGACUGCUGCCUGUUUUACCUGGCAGACUCUCUACGUCCAGCGAUUCUUCCUAGGCUUUCUCGAAGCCGGAGUGAGCCCUAUCUUUAUGCUUAUGGUUGGCCAGUUCUACAAAAAGGAUGAACAAUCAUUCAUGAUGGGUAUUUGGUACGCCGCAUCUGGGCUUAUAACACUCGUGUCUCCUCUUAUCAACUAUGGUCUUGGUCAUAUUCGAGGCUCCCUAUCUCCCUGGAGAUAUAUGUAUAUUGUCGGCGGCCUUAUUACAGUCCUUUGGUCCGCUGUCAUUUAUCUUUUUAUGCCCCCUGAUCCGAUACGUGCGAAAGGCUUCAACGAGCGAGAGAGAUAUAUUGCCGUUGCUCGCCUUCGAAUCAACAACAGCGGAGUGCGAAAUAUACAUUUCAAAAUGCAACAUGCCCUGGAACUAUGCCGCGACGAGAAAUUUUGGCUCAUCUUUGCUCAAGCAUACUUGAGCACGAUUGCUGGAGGACCGGUCAAUACGUUCAUGCCCAUCAUCAUUGCAUCUCUUGGCUUCAAUACUCUCAACAGCCUCCUUCUAUCCAUCCCCGCUGGAGCCAUUGGUGCAACACUUAUCCUUGGAACAACGUACAUAUGCUACAAAUUCCGCAACAUGAGGACGUAUGCAAUCCUCUUUUGCGAAAUCCUCGUCAUCAUAGCAUCCGUGCUCCUGUGGAAGCUUCCCCGCGAUGCGACAGGAGGCCUCCUGGUCGGAGUGUAUCUGUUCACAGGUUACAGUGGCGGCUGGGGUAUCCUUAUGGGACUGUCCAUUGCCAACUCCGCUGGCUAUACGAAGCGAGUCGUAAGCUCAUCUACUAUCUAUGUUGGAUAUUGCCUUGCUCUGACUCGCUUUGCUCCAGGCCAGUUUACUGCACCCCUUUUGUUCAAAACCAAAGAUGCGCCAGACUACACUCCCGGAUUCGUUGCAGUUCUUGUGACUGCGGUGGCGUCGGCGGGUCUCAAUAUCCUCUACCGUUUCAUCUGUAUCUGGCAGAACAAACGUCGAGAUCAGUCUGGCGUACUGGAGGGCUAUGACCACGCAUAUGAAGAUGACGUGACUGAUAAGCAGAUAUGUCUACUAGCGUUGGUCGACAUGAAAGCUGAACUGCCGGGUAUGGAGAACAAAAUGCUGACGCUUGGGUCGUCGAGACAUUCCACUGAUGUGUAG